Molecule: messenger RNA, 4287 nt
Organism: Ceutorhynchus assimilis (cabbage seed weevil)
Lineage: Eukaryota; Metazoa; Arthropoda; Insecta; Coleoptera; Curculionidae
Source: the annotation of a GenBank genome assembly
GUCAAGUCAGGCAAGGGAAGGGAGUGUUUUUCUCUGGCUCUUUAAAAUUUAAAUAUAGCUUCGCUAAUAAUUCAUUAAAAGCAAAAAAGCAAUUUAUUUAACUCAGCAAGAGAUUAAUUACUUUAUAAAAUGAAGUAUUUUCGCUAUAAAACUGAUUUUGAGGUCCUGUUACCGCAGAUUUGGAUCUAAGAUGCGCGGUCAUUUACCUCAAUCACUGUAAACAUUGAUCUGUUUAAUCACCUAUAAAUCCAUAAAAAUGAAAGAAUAAUAUAUACCUCUUUAUUGGCUUAAUUUUGAGCUGCUACCGGGUCAAAGAGUCAAAGGAGUCCUAGGUCAAAAUGCAAAAGAAAGAUGAAGGAUUUGACCAGAAGAAGAUGGAUCUUGAGGUCUAUCUUCAAAGAAUGGAAUCAAGGAUUGGCAGUAUGGCCCCAGUAGGUCACACAGCGGACGUAUUGGAACAUCAGCUUAGAGAGCAAAAAAGUUUGCAUGCUGAACUGCACCAAUUCAAAGCACAAAUUGAACCUUUUCAACAAUUAACGCAAAGACUGAUCACUGCACAUCAGCAUGAAGAUACUAAUAGAUUUAAAAAGCCAGCUGAGUACAUAAACCAACACUACCUUCGGUUGGACGCAUGCAUAGUAAAUCGCGGCAAGCUCCUUCACUCCGCUCUAAGUUCUCUACAAAACUUCGACAGAUCUCUGGAUAAAUUCCUGGCAUGGUUAAGCGAAGUAGAAUCAGUUGUUGAAAAUUUGGAAGGCGAUACGGAAUCUAGGCGAGCAGCCCAUCAGCUGAAAGAAAUCCAGGCAGAUAUAGAAAGACAAGCAUCGACACACGCCGCCUUGAGAUCAUCCAAUUUGGCUUUAUUGGGAAGUUUAACACCUGAAGAUGCUCUUAUGGUACAACUUAGAGGUGAUGAAAUGGAACGACGAUGGCAGGCUCUCAAAACUCGAACUUCAGAUUUGAGAAAUCGUCUGGAACACAAUGUGGAUUAUUGGAACACUGUUCUAUUGUCUUUACGUGAACUUACUGAAUGGGUUAUUAGGAAAGAUACGGAACUAGGGCUGGCGGCAAGACAAGAUGAUCAUAGGGCUUUUAGGCAACAACUCGAAGAUAAACGGCCUUUAGUGGAGGCCAGCCUGAGGAGUGCCCGACAAUUUGUUGCUGGUGAUCCUUCAGGCGAACUAGCUCGAAAUUUGAGGAGGGAAUUGGUGAAAUUGUCUGAUAAAUGGAAUGCUUUGAUUGAGAAAUCUGACAAACUGGCAGCCAAAUUUGAACAAAACGCUGUUAAACUAAAACAACUCACUCUUAGUCUGGACGAGGCAUGUGCCGCAGUGUCCCGUCUAGAAAGAGCCACAUUGACGUGGGCGGGUCCAAGAAGUGCCGCAGAAGCAAGAGAACUACUUAAUAACUUGAGGAUGUUGGAGCAACAAUUGCCUCCGCUACAAAGAUCCCUAGAGGAAGCUCGAAUCCAGGCGAGUAGUAUGGGAAAUUAUUUGCCCAACAAUUUAGCUGGACAGUUGGAAGAUUGUGCUGCUAGGUGUAGGGCUUUACAUGCCGCCAUCAGGGAAAGGAGAGAUGUUUUGACUAGUAGUUCUCAAGGUGAGAUUUCUCCAGGCCCUCCCAGCGUUCAGCCACCCUACGAACGAGCCACUACACCUAAUAAAGUCCCCUACUAUAUUAAUCACAGCACAGAAACAACGCACUGGGAUCAUCCGCACAUGUUAGAAUUAGCCGUCUGUUUACUACAAUUGAACGAGGUGCGAUUUUCCGCCUACAGAACGGCCCUAAAGUUAAGGGCCAUUCAAAAGAAACUUUGUUUGGAUUUAGUCAAUUUAAGUACAGUGUCGGAGGCGUUCGAUUUGCAUGGAUUGAGAGCACAAAAUGAUAAGAUAUUAGAUGUAGCAGACAUGAUAUUAGUUUUAAGAGCAAUUUACACUAAUCUAGCAGCACAAGAUUCAAAUUUGAUCGACGUUCCGCUUUGUGUAGAUAUGGCACUGAAUUGGUUGUUAAAUGUUUAUGAUAGUCAACGCACAGGACAACUUAGAGUACUUAGUUUUAAGGUCGGAUUGACAAUCCUUUCAAAAGGACAUCUGGAAGACAAAUACAGAUACCUUUUUCGUUUGAUAGCGGAUCCUCAACAAAAAGCUGAUCAAAGAAAAUUGGGUUUGUUGCUUCAUGACGUUUUGCAAGUGCCCAGACAGCUGGGCGAAGUGGCGGCAUUUGGUGGCUCGAAUAUUGAGCCGAGUGUGAGAAGUUGCCUGGGCGAACGUGACGACUUAGAGGCAGCUCAUUUUCUAGCUUGGCUAAAACAAGAGCCUCAGUCGCUCGUCUGGCUCCCAGUACUUCAUCGCAUAGCCGCCGGUGAAAAUGCCAAACAUCAAGCCAAAUGCAACUCUUGCAAACAAUUCCCGAUAAUCGGACUGCGAUAUCGUUGUCUGAAAUGUUUCAAUUUCGAUAUGUGCCAGAAUUGCUUUUUCUCAGGUAAAUUGACUAAAGGGCACAAAUUGACUCAUCCGAUGCACGAGUAUUGUGCUGCUACUACUUCUAUUGAAGAUGUGAGAGAUUUUACAAAGGCUUUGAAAAAUAAGUUUAAAAGCAAGAGGUAUUUUAUUAAGCAUCCAAGAGUGGGGUAUUUGCCGGUGAGAUCGGUAUUAGAAGGAGAUGAAUUGGAAAGUCCCGUGGCUUCGCCUCAGCACAACGAUAUGCAUUCAAGACUGGAAAUCUACGCAUCACGUCUAGCCGAAGUAGAACUAAGAGCAGCAUCGCCAGACGACGAACACAGACUCAUCGCUGACUACUGUCACUCGUUGGAGGGCGCUCCGGCCAGUCCCGGCCAACUGAUGCUUGUCAUUGACGAAGAACAACGAGCCGAACUACAGGAGAUGAUUCGGGAACUGGAAGUGGAGAAUCAAGCUUUGAGAUCCGAGUACGAACAACUACAGAGGGGCGCAGCACCGUCACAUCAGCCCCAACAGCCGCAUCACGAUGUUCUAGCCGAGGCCAGACUACUGAGACAGCACAAAGGGCGCUUAGAAGCGAGAAUGCAAAUUUUGGAAGAUCACAACAGACAGCUGGAAGCUCAGUUGCAACGAUUGAGGCAGCUUUUGGACGAAACACCCACUGCAACGUUGCAAACUAGAAGCGUGACUGCUUCGCAAUUGAAUCAGGAUAUUCCAGGACCAGGAAGGGUCAAUCAACCACCGCCACCCUCAGAAAUGCGUUAAUAUUUCAUUAUCUGAUUGAAGGUGAAAUUAAAACAUAUUUGGUUUUUUUGGAAUAUGGGUGAACAAUUAUUAUUGUUUUGACUGACUAAUCAAUAUCAGUUUUUGGUAAUUUUUAUGAAUGGGAGUAUUCAAAAAUGGUUAAUUCAACUACAAAAUUUUUUUAUGAAGAGAAUUUGAGCUCCUAAAAAGUCGCUCCAAGUUAAUGUCAUUAAACUACCAAAAUAACAGCAUCAAGUUAGUCAAAAUAAUUCGCUCACCUAUAAAACAAUAACUUUGUCGCAGUAUUAACGAGAUUCUAUUUGACUGAGCCAGUUGAUAUUUUUGAUUAUUAUAGACAAAGUUUGUUGGUAACUAAAAUGUUCCAGAUAAAAUAAAAACGACAUGGUUUUGAAUUUUGGGAAGUGACACUGCCAUUUUUUUUUUUUGAAUCAAGCAAGGUGUAGACAUUUUUGGUAACUAGCUGCCUAGCAAUUAUAUCCAGUUUUUCAAUAUGCAUACAUGAAAUAUAAAAUUUAAGGACUUGGGACAAAAAUGACAUGAAAAAAGAAACAGUAUUAUAUAGAUGGCUUUUGUUGUUGAAAAUAUUUGUCAGGAAAUCAAUAAAUAUUUAAUUUGUGAAAUGCUUAAUAAAUUGUAGUUAAUCUAUCACUGUCAAAGUUAAAAAUAAAAAAAUUGUGCGUCCCAUUCCGUUUUACCCAUGUUUUGAUAACUAAAUGUACAUUUACAUUUGUCCGCGCUUUAUGCUAAGUACAAAGUAGGAUUUUAAUGAUUUUUAUAAUCAGGAUUGGAUCAGGUAUAUGAGUUUGUUUCAAUAAGGAUCGAAAAAUCUGGUUCUUAUUGAAACAUUAUUAUUUAAUUGGUGUUUGCCUUGAUUUAAAUAAUUUCGAUCUGAUCCUAUAAAAGUAAAAUAUUUGAUCAAUUGUAACCCAACCAUAUCGUUUCUGACAUCUCAAUAAUUUUAGCAAGCUAUAAGGAUAUUAUAUAUUUAUUUCGUUUACAUUUGCUAUGUUAUAAUGAAUGCGUAAUUAUUGAACUCGUAAUAAAAUAGGAGUUAUUUGAGUUU